Trichomonas vaginalis G3 is the source of this 987-nucleotide messenger RNA. Its product is annotated as cyclin-dependent protein serine/threonine kinase protein. Gene Ontology annotation, cellular component: cyclin-dependent protein kinase holoenzyme complex; nucleus; cytoplasm. Bases 1 to 987 code for a protein of 328 amino acids. NCBI's taxonomy places the organism in Eukaryota, Parabasalia, Trichomonadida, Trichomonadidae. Gene Ontology annotation, molecular function: cyclin-dependent protein serine/threonine kinase activity; cyclin binding; ATP binding. The record is from RefSeq and is a predicted model, not a curated record. Gene Ontology annotation, biological process: regulation of G2/M transition of mitotic cell cycle; G1/S transition of mitotic cell cycle; regulation of gene expression. The transcript has a single exon.
AUGAAGGCGAUUGAUCCACAAACUGGCGAAGUUGUUGCAAUCAAAAAGGUCAGAAUCUUCAACCAGAAUCAGGCCUUACCACAAGCAUUCUAUCGUGAAACUUCUAACCUCCAGACUCUCAAACAUCAAAAUAUUAUUAACCUCAGAGAAAUCUUCCGUUCUACAAGUGGAGAAGAGCCCUACAUGGUCUUUGAUUACUGCGAAUUCGAUCUUGAUGGCCUCAUUCACUCAAGAAAUCCAAAGGGUCUUCCAUUACAGACUGUCAAGUGCUAUUUCAAGCAAAUUCUCAAUGCUGUCAAGGCUUGUCAUGAUCUAAACAUCGUACACAGAGAUCUCAAGCCCGCGAACAUCUUUGUUACACGUGGCAAUGUUGUCAAACUUGGAGAUUUUGGUUUAUCUCGUGAUUUGACAAAAGGUAACUCUCAGCGCACACUUGGCGUUGUCACUCCAGGCUACAGAGCACCAGAAAUCAUCCUUGGAAACACACAAUACGAUUAUUCCUCAGAUGUCUGGUCUCUUGGAGCCAUUUUGUUCGAAAUGCUUACAGGAAUACCAUUAUUCCGUCCACUCACAUCAUCAGAUAUCUCCCAGCUCUCAGCAAUUGUUUUUCUUCUUGGAAAGCCAAAUGAAGAAGAUUUGGCCAAUAACUCCUACUCAAAUGUCAACCUCUUAAGUAUGAUACGCGACUGCAAUCGCUCCUUAGAUGAUAUUCUUCGUGAAUGUCUCGUCGGAGAGGCUGCAGAAGCAAUUCCUUUAAUUCUGGGAAUGUUGAAGUACAAUCCUUCCCAGAGAAUCACUGUCGAUGAAGCUUUGUGCUCUCCUUUUCUCAGUGAUCCUUUCGAAACAGAACCAACAAAUAUUCCAACAAUUUCCUUCGCGGAAAUACAUUCACUCGAUGUUGCUAACGCUAACAUCAUCAACAAACCACCAACAUACUCACCACCAGUCCGUCCACUUCGCGUGGCUCUGGUUCCAAUUGUUGCUUAA